Messenger RNA from Choloepus didactylus (southern two-toed sloth), 1230 nucleotides. It is a transcript of the gene SPATA32, whose product is annotated as spermatogenesis associated 32. NCBI's taxonomy places the organism in Eukaryota, Metazoa, Chordata, Mammalia, Pilosa, Megalonychidae. Gene Ontology annotation, molecular function: actin binding. Gene Ontology annotation, cellular component: perinuclear region of cytoplasm. The record is from RefSeq and is a predicted model, not a curated record. Gene Ontology annotation, biological process: spermatogenesis.
AUGGGCCCGGUGGGUCCGGUGAGCCCGUGGAGUGCUGAGGCCUGUGGGGGCGGGGCCACUGGGGGAGGAGCCCCCAAACCGAGGGCCGUGGGUGGAGUCCGGAAGGUCUCCAGGAGGAAGAGGAGUAAUGCACCCCAACACCUGCCCCAGCCCCAGAGGAUGCAAGAGGAAGAUGAGAUGGAGGCGAGAGAGGCAAGUGUGGAGGAGGAAGUGAGCAGUGCCUGGCGGUGGAGGUGGCAUGGGUUGCAGGGCAGGGACUGGUACCAGGGAGGACCUCAGGGGCAGAGGCCUCCAGCUCAGCUCUUGCCUCCUCGGCUUUCCUAUGAAACCCUUCAGCUGGAAGCAGAGUUGCUGGAGCCCAAAGACAACCUAGACCCAAACCUGGACUUGGACAUGAAGGCAGAUCUAGAGAUGGAAUUGGAGCCCAAGCUGGAGGCCAAGCCGGACAUGACUGACGAGGAGUCCUACGAUGAAGACUCCGAGCAGCACAGGUACACGAUAGAGCCUGUCAACCCCUACGUGGAGGAGCUGCCAGCCUCUCAGGACUUCGGCCACCAACGCUCCAUCCGCGUGCAGACUUCCAAGCACCUCUUCAGGGCAGACAAGCUCAUCCAGGCCUCGGAACACAGCCUGCAACAGGUGAUAAGUAUGCAGCAGCUCCAGCCCUCCAGGCCCCAGGCAUCUCUUCCCAGCCUGAGCUCCCAGCCGCUGCCACCAAGCCCCUUCCCAUCCUCCUCCAGCCUCCCACCGGCCAUCGGCCUGGCCGAGCUGAUCAACUUUGCAUCUGCCCUGGCCAUGGCCUCCUCCAGCAAGAUGGACCUGCCCAGUUUGGAGGGCACGAUCAAAGCUCCAUCUCAGAAGACUCUGGAGUCUCCCACAAAGCCCACCAGGGAGCCUGCUGCCCAGUCCCCCGUGAAGGAGCCACGGCAGGAAGAGACCAUCACCGUGCUUCCCUGGAGGCCGUCCGAGAAACCACCUGAAGCUGGGAAAACACAAAAUGCUUGGAGUCAGGAUGGCACGGGCUUCGCUGGUUCUUGCCUGGACUUCAACAAGCCAGGGGUCAAGAGGGCCACCAUAGAAGGGGAAGUCAAGCUUCUCCAGCCAUCGGCCGUGGCCCCUCCAACUCAGGAAGCCAGGAAAGACUCGGUGCCGGGAACCAAGAAAGGAAGUCCUCUAUUACUGCAAAUCCAUUUUAAGCUGUCAUCCCCUCAUCCCCAGAGAAAUGACUAG